AUGGAGUUGGGAAGCCUUGAGAAGUUGCCGGAAGUGGGGAAGACGAUGAAACAGCGGUGGGAGAGAAGACAGCAGAGGCAUGUUAGGCCUAGGACAGAGGAGCCAGCCGAGCCCUCUCAUACUCAGGAGACAGUACAGCCUACACCACCUCAGUCACCUGCUCCUGAGGCUGAGGAUGAUCAUAUCCCAUCUCCUUCCCAGGCUCAUCCUGCUUUUACACCUUCACCAUCUCCACCACAUGCUAGCGCUGAGCGUACACCAGUACCACCUCCAUCACGCCAGCCAGCUCACCAGGCGCGUGAUAGGCCCACACCUCGAUAUGAGAGUAUGCCAGUCAACCAUGAGUCUGUCUUUGACACAGAUUUCUUCUCCCGAUCGGUGCUGACCUGA
Messenger RNA from Cornus florida, 390 nucleotides. RefSeq names its product extensin-like. NCBI's taxonomy places the organism in Eukaryota, Viridiplantae, Streptophyta, Magnoliopsida, Cornales, Cornaceae. Bases 1 to 390 code for a protein of 129 amino acids. The transcript is spliced from 2 exons. The record is from RefSeq and is a predicted model, not a curated record.